Molecule: messenger RNA, 1226 nt
Organism: Vitis vinifera (wine grape)
Lineage: Eukaryota; Viridiplantae; Streptophyta; Magnoliopsida; Vitales; Vitaceae
Product: wax ester synthase/diacylglycerol acyltransferase 11
Exons: 7
Biological process (GO): triglyceride biosynthetic process
Cellular component (GO): plasma membrane
Molecular function (GO): diacylglycerol O-acyltransferase activity; long-chain-alcohol O-fatty-acyltransferase activity
Source: RefSeq, a predicted model, not a curated record
AGGACGCACUUAAGCCUAUUAGAACUGCGCCCAAAGAAGGUGAUGAAAAGGGAAUGGUAGUUAAGCGUCAUGAUCAGGAAGAUCAUCAGCCAUUGAGUCCAAUGGCUCGUUUGUUUCAUGAACCUGACUGCGAUCUCUAUGUUAUCGGCAUGAUCGGCACGAAAACUCGCAUCGACCCUGAUGUGUUUAAAGCCAACCUGGUGCAUAGUCUCCUUAAACACCCUCGUUUCUCUAGUCUGCAUGUUAUGGAGGAGGAAAAGGGAGGAGAGACGAAAUGGGUUCCAACAAAAGUUGAUUUGGAAAACCACGUUAUAGUUCCAGACAUGUGUUCCGACAUGGAAACAUCAUCAGACAAGUACGUGGAAGACUACAUUUGCAACCUCACUAAAACAACCCUAGACUUUUCCAAGCCAUUAUGGGACCUUCAUCUCCUCAACGUGAAAACCUCCGACGCCGAGGCCGUCGCCGUUUUCAGGAUUCAUCACUCCCUCGGCGAUGGCACGUCUCUCAUGUCUCUUUUACUUGCCUGCACACGCAGAGCCUCAGAUCCCAUGGCUCUGCCUUCUGUUCCCAUGAUGAAGAAAUCAAAAUCAUCGGCUGGGUCUGGAAGGUGGUGGAAGGCUUUCAGACAGUACACUUUAGCUGAGAUGAUGGAGAAGGGGUCUAAAGUGAAAGGGGGAAAUUGGAUUGGAUCUAUGCUCCUCCUUUUUGCCAUUGUCUUAUACGAUGACCCUUUAAAUUAUAUUCGUCAAACUAAAGCCACAAUCGAUCGAAAGAAGCGUUACCAUGAAGCUAUAUUUACAUUUUUCAUUAUUAAGAUGGUUCUCAAAUUAUUUGGUGCUAAGAAUGUAGUUGGACCUAUGGAAUAAAUCGGUUUUUAUGGCCAUCCAAUGGCUUUCCUUGCUCCAAGCGUUUACGGCUAACCUCAUGGAUUGAUGAUUGAUUUUCAAAGUUAUAUCAAUAAAAUGAUAUUUGUUCUUUCGGUUGAUGAAGAAAUAAUUCCCGAUCCUCACCAAUUAUGUGAUGAUCUUGAAGAGUCACUCAAGUUUAUGUUGACAUUGCAAGAGGUUUUAAUAAAAUUUCUACUUGCAACACCAUUGAGGCAAAUCAAGCGGAUGAUCAAGAAUGGACGUAUCACAUCGCAGAAUAUCUCCGGACAGGCACUCUGCCCGGAGAUCCCAAACAAGCACACAAAAUCCGGGUACAAGCUGCCCGUUUCACCCUGA